AUGAUCCUCCCAGAGCCAGAGCUGGAGAGGAGCAGCUUCCUCAUCUCGUCCAAGCUCAGUGCGAACAGCAGGCUAUCCUCAGGCUCAAGUUGUUCAACAAGGAGCAGUGGAACCGAUUGUGCUGAGAAGUACAAGGUCGCCUGGGAAUCAGGCGCCUUGCAGGUUAACAUCCCGCAGAGCAGUAGAACAUCUUCCAAGCGUCGGAAGCUACACCUCCAGCGGCAGGAGCAGCUUCUUCAGUUUCUGAAGGAAAACGGCUUUUCCUCAGAUGUGUCGGAGCCGCGGCUGCCCACUGGAUGCAUGUUGUUCCGUGCUGAGACGCUUUAUCCCAUCCACGUAGCAGCACAGAAGGGGGAUGCCGCUGUCGUCCGGAUGCUCCUGGCAGCGGGCGCUAAUCCAGAGCAGCGGACCUCCAAGGGACGCACUGCCAUCGACUUCGCUGUGAAGUCCAAGGUACCCCAGAGCAGGCAGGUCCUGGAGUUGCUGCGGAGUCAGGGCCGUGUACUUUGCCUGCGGGAUGCAGUGGGGCUGAUGCAAGAGAAUGCCGAGCCAAAGCUUCCGUGUCUCAGUGUUAAUGUGAAGUGCUAA
This is a messenger RNA of Symbiodinium pilosum, 588 nucleotides long. The record is from the annotation of a GenBank genome assembly. Lineage: Eukaryota; Dinophyceae; Suessiales; Symbiodiniaceae.